Fusarium odoratissimum NRRL 54006 is the source of this 3794-nucleotide messenger RNA. RefSeq lists its product as uncharacterized. Lineage: Eukaryota; Fungi; Ascomycota; Sordariomycetes; Hypocreales; Nectriaceae. The record is from RefSeq and is a predicted model, not a curated record. The transcript has 2 exons. The coding region runs from base 1070 to 3223 and encodes 717 amino acids.
UUUCUUUUUUGUUUUUUUCCCUUUCUUCAACGCUUCUGCUAAUUCUAAAUCUCGUUUCUACCCUGCCGAACUUGUCGUCGCCAUCUCCGCUUCGCCUACGGCUUGAUCUCCGCUUCGUAGUUACUGUACGCCUCAUUAGACUAUGCUCCCUGUCUUUGUGACACCCAUGUUUCCCCCCCGUCCCUCCAAUUGCCUAGUUUGCUGCAACCAGAACCACCUGAAGUUGCUUUUCUCCAUCUUAACAAGACUGUUUUUGCUCUGUUUCUUGUCGGUCGCGGAAACGCUGCCAGACCAAAAACCUUGACAGGGGUUCUGAUAUGUCCACAACUUUGACGUUUCCUGCAAGCUCCCGUGUCUUGUCUCUGAUGCUCUCUGACCCUCUUUGUCUAGUGUCUCUCUCCCGUUCUCAACCUCUCAACUGUUCUGUUCAUUUUCAGAUCCUCCUUUGACUCUGGCCCGGCUCCUCCGACACUCCAUUUACACCCCCAGCUGAACCAGCUGAGCCCGUUCCAUACCCAACCAGCGUUGGUACCCGCUAUAGUUUCUCGGUAUUCUACACACAUGGCAUGGUCAAGGAAGGACAUUGUCAUGGCUUGGACAACUGAUGUCAAACACAGGCAUCAUGGUCCAACUGACAAGCACAAACAAUGGGCAUGCGAGAUGAGGCCCGCCGCGUAUCAAUAGUCCAAAUACAGCCAUUUCCGCCCCAGCCCGAAAUUCUACGCUUUUGACUGUAGUCGGUUCUGCUGCAUCUUGCUUGCUUCUUUUCUUAUACAUACACAACGUCUCCCAGGGUGGGUGGCCACCGGAAUCCUCAGCUUUUCUCUGUUACACUAUCCCCUGUCUUUUCUAUCCCCAUAUCUCUCAUUCAUAUCUACCUCGAAUCUCUCUCGCACCUCAAUUUCUUUUUUAUUAUCCUUUCCUCUCUUCUAUCCUGCGUCGAAAGAGAUUCUGCUUUUGCUUGUGCCCGGUUCUCCAAAACCCUGCGUCAAGUGGACUUGUUGUCGUCUUGAACACUUACACCGACUGGCUGACCACUUAGAGCAAGCUCACAUCUUCCUCUGUCACAAUGAAGAUGACAUGGGACCUAGGAAUGGACCAUGUCCGGUCCUGGGUCCUCAACGGUGACUACGAACUGGACAAUUCUUUCGACCGCCCGUUUGCUUGGAGUUCUACCGUUGUCACUGGCCUCUCUGAAGCCGCCAUUGUACCCCAGCCUGAAAAUGCAAGUGCUCAUUCAGAUGUUGAGGGAGAAACGCAUGACUCCCAAAUCACUGAGUUGACCGCUGCUUCUACUGCGCCGGACUCCUUCUGGUCCUCUAAACCUUUCCCGACCUUGAACGAGCAGCAAUUCCUUGCCGUUGCCGACAAUGUGGACGAUCCUCUGAUUCCGAAGCAGCUCGACGUCCGUCGCAUCUUUCAUAAUGGUCGCUAUACAUGGCAGCAGCUCGUGAGCCAGGCACUGGCCUUACCAAGAGGCACCUUUCCUCCUGGCCUCGACCCGUCUAUCAUGCUCCAGGAUAUGCCGCCUCUCCCCGAAUCCGUGCCGCCAAAGGGAGUCCUGGCCGGAGCCCCCACCUGGCUUGUCCCGGAUCCGGAACGUCGCGUUCGGGACGGACCAGAUUUUGACCUCGAUAACGUUACCGGCACCACCAAGUAUUUCCGCCUCAGUUAUCCAUCGCCCAUCAACUGCAUCAUCUCUUCAGAUCCAAGCGCCUGCCACUAUGGCAAUCUAGCUGGCACCGCUGAUGCCUCCAAUGCCCCGCAAGGGCUCGCCAUCUUGACCGUGUGUUGGUCCUACAUUCUCUCGACACGACUACUGCAACUCCAGAACAGGAAGAUCCACUUCACCGACUCCUGUCUCCGCCCAGUCCCGAUUAACACGAUCGGGGAUCUCGCCCAGAAUGAGAUCCUGGUUCAUCUCCCCAAAGGUGUCUCCUCACGGCUCGUGCAUUGGCUCUGUGCGAUUCUGGCGUCACAGUCAGGUUGGGCCGCCGAUGGCCAAGGGGGCCCAUGUGCACCAUGGGAUGCAAAGUUCGCUAGUGACGUGCGCUUCAUCAUUGCUACUGAAGGUCAAGUCUCGAUUGACAGCGAUGCGGUGCCCCCAGCUCCCACCGAAGCUACGGACCUCUUGAUCGAGUUCUGUAACUUGUUUGGUAUUGACCAUGAGCCCCGCCGAUCUAAAGAUCCAAGUACCCUGUCACCGAUCAAGGCUGGCUUCCUUGCAGCCCUUGCAAUUCCAUUCUAUCGCAUGGCCAAGCUGGAACCUCAUUUACCUAGGCCAUCUCUGAAACCACGAAAGAGUACCCCCAUGGAUGCUGAUCAGGCAGCCAAUAUUCAUCGGUACACAGCGGAAGCACGCUACUACAUGACGCUGAGCAUGCAUCCUUACGCUCUGGGGCCAGUCCUCUGGAGCAUAUUUUGGCAACCAGAUAUCAAGUGCAACCUCGUUAGUCCCUGGUUGGCUGCCAUUACCAGCGUCAUUCAGCCCGCCUUCAAACACUGCGAUUUCGAGAUGCUCAUCAAAAUCUUUCUGCUCCGCCGUCCUCGGGUAGCCAUGUGGUGGCAUGGCCUCUUCCUUCUUGGUAACUCCAAAAUCUUGGAAUUCAUUCGCAACUAUCUGACUACGCUCGACGAGCGAUGUUCGUACGAUACCCUGUCUCGUCCAGAUAUUGUUACUGCGGUAUGGACAGGGGCACCUCAAUCAUAUCAAGAUGACCCUACAGUUACUGCCUACCAUGAUCUCAGCACGGCUGUUCCUCGUGCUGCCCUACUUCAGCAUCGUCAUACGCUGACUCUUCGCGAUCCAUGGCCCCUCUUCUACGGUUGGCGCCCCUUUGGUACGAUUCGCAAAGAAACUAUCGAGCCUGAUCUGUACCCUUGGCUUGAACGAGGCCAUCAUCGAGAAUACCGCCAUUGGACUUGGUGGUCAAAGGAUGAUGCAUCGUCCGAACCUUCAGUGCAUGUUGGCUACCGCAAAGAGACUUGUCAGUUUGACUCAAGCGUUCCAGAUAACCUCGAUCUCAUUCCUUCUCCCAACUCUCUUGCGCCAAUUCCACCCCCAACUGCUCUUCCCGUCGCUAUCGAGCCCUCCCGCCGUGCUACUUUGCAAAUGAUCAACCACUCCCUGGGAAACAUAGUUGGAGAGCGCAGCCUCAGCACUGCUGUCAUUCCGGAGUUGAAGCAAUCUCACCCAUGGCUCAAGGACUGGACUCCUGUCUGAGUGUAACUUCAUAUAUAAUACCCCAUUCGCCGAAUUUACGACCGUCAUGUUACCAUUUGUACGAUAUUUUAACUUUAACGGCCGCAGCAGAAACCAGACCUGAGCAUUGGGCUUUUUGGCCCACAGCAUUUUCGAGGAAGCGAGUCUUGGGUUAAACAAAAGAGGCAUGAUAAACUUUGCUGCCUCAAUUCACAUUCACUGUCAAUGGCCAUGGGCUGCGGUGCUUGCUUUCGGGUCUGUGUCUUGCUUUACUUUUGUCCUGUUACUUCUUCUGCCUUGCUUAAUAGUACGGGCGCUUCGGGGAUCUACUAAAAUAUACUAAACUUACCUAAGUCUUUUCAUCACUCUGGAUAAAGGUCCCAAGUUUUCUUGCCUCCCCUUGGGGCGCUCCCGGGUUUAUUAUUAGCAUCAUCGGUCCACGGCGUAUCGGAGUCCAACUGCUCCUUGGGCACGGCGGUUGUCCCGGUUGAACAUGUAUAUUUUAUGUCUGAUAUAUUUCACAAUUCAAUUUUUUUGCGACUCAUAUCCAAUGGCUGCACUAAUGACUAAUACCACAAUAUUCCAUGGGCUA